AGUUCAUAUUUCCAAGUAUCAUCUGUAAAUGGGAAUUUGCGGUUCGAAGAAUCCGUCAAACAAGUCUCCAGGAUCCAAGGAGGGCCUGACGUCCAGUGGUUCGGCUCUUCAGAAGGGGGUUGCUGAGGGAGGUUUCGGUCGGGCUAACUUUAUCUUGGAUAACAAUGGAUCUCUGUUAGAGCACUAUGAUGUUGAUACGAAGAAGAUUGGGCAGGGAUCCUAUGGCUCUGUGACGAAAGCUGUCAAUAAGUCAACACAUGCGGUUCGUGCAGUUAAGACGAUAUCAAAGUCUCAUGUGAAGAAUAUUGAACGAUUCAAGCAAGAGAUAGCGAUUAUGAAGAUGCUUGAUCAUCCCAAUAUUAUCAAACUCUUCGAGACAUUUGAAGAUCAUCGUAACAUCUAUCUCGUUAUGGAACUCUGCACGGGAGGCGAACUCUUCGACAGGAUAAUCGAUGAGGGCCGUUUCACGGAGGUUCAAGCAGCUAUUGUUAUGCAACAGAUCCUCCGUGCUGUAUAUUAUAUGCAUGAGAACCAUAUCGCACAUCGUGAUUUGAAGCCAGAGAACUUCCUGUUCCUCAACAAGGAUCCAAUCGAGAAGUCUUGGGUGAAACUUAUCGACUUCGGUUUGAGUACUUACUUCGAUGGCACCGAUCUUAUGAAGACUAAGGCGGGGACACCAUACUAUGUGGCACCUCAAGUUUUGGCAGGCCGGUACGAUGAGGAGUGCGACCUGUGGAGUUGCGGCGUUAUCAUGUACAUCCUCCUGUGUGGUUAUCCUCCCUUCUAUGGCGAGACUGAUGCUGACGUUCUCACUAAAGUGCGGCUGGGGAACUACACGUUCAACGCUUCUGAUUGGAGGAAUAUAUCGGCCGACGCUAAAGAUCUCAUCCGGAAGCUCUUGAAGAUGAACCCGAGAGAGCGCUAUACUGCCGAACAAGCCUUGAAUCACCCAUGGGUGAGGAACCAUGCUCCCGGCGCAGAAGACGUCCCACUUGAGGGAGCUCAGAUGAACAAUUUGAAGUCCUUCCGAAGUCUUAAUAAGCUGAAGAAGGCAGCACUGAAUAUUAUUGCUCAACAAAUGCCGGAUGAGGAAAUUGCCCAGCUGAAAAAAGUGUUCACGUCCAUGGACAAGAAUGGAGACGGUCAGCUCACUGUACAGGAGAUGCUUGAGGGAAUACAGAAGUCUGGUCUUAAGGAUGUUCCAGAGGACCUUAUGGACAUCAUGAAACAGGUGGAUUCUGAUGGCUCAGGAGUGAUCGAUUACACAGAGUUCCUCGCAGCAACACUUGAUAAGAAGAAGUACAUCCAAGAGGAUCGUCUGUGGGGCGCCUUCAGAGUUUUCGAUCGGGAUGGUGAUGGGAAGAUUACUCGUCAAGAAUUGGCCGAGGUCCUGAACAACGGUGAUGUUGGUGACAUCGUCGAUGGCCACAUUGAUGAGAUUUUGAAGCAAGCAGACGCUAAUGGUGACGGCGAGAUAGAUUUCGAUGAAUUCGUAGCGAUGAUGGAGAAGCAGUAGGGCUCUCCUCCACAGUUUUGUAUGGGUAGGACUUUCGCUUGGUAGUGUUUUUGUUUCCAUUUCGCCGUAGUCGUUCUCACCAUGUAGGCCAUCAGGAUAGUAUUUGCAACGUGCAUAGCAAUUGGUUGCUUUUCUGCUAGUGUUCCUCUUGCCAUGCACAUCGCGGUUGCCCUUGAUGCCCCCCUUACUGAUGUUAUUUGCCAAGAUUUUCUCGUGACCUUCCCUAGUGUACGGUGGUUGUUCAUGCAGGAUUGAAACGCUACUGUUGCAGCUGACAGAUCCUCUUCUACGACCUACUGUAGACACCGGUGAGAUUUGUGGGUCGCCUU
Messenger RNA from Perkinsus marinus ATCC 50983, 1845 nucleotides. Its product is annotated as Calcium-dependent protein kinase, putative. Gene Ontology annotation, molecular function: calcium/calmodulin-dependent protein kinase activity; ATP binding; calcium-dependent protein serine/threonine kinase activity. Lineage: Eukaryota; Perkinsozoa; Perkinsida; Perkinsidae. Gene Ontology annotation, cellular component: cytoplasm; nucleus. The transcript has 9 exons. The coding region runs from base 29 to 1516 and encodes 495 amino acids. The record is from RefSeq and is a predicted model, not a curated record. Gene Ontology annotation, biological process: intracellular signal transduction; protein autophosphorylation; peptidyl-serine phosphorylation.